ACACUGAGAGACAUCCAGAUUCACAGAUUUAUAAGUAAAUCUUUUAAACAAAGGUGACUUUAAAAAAAUACUAAAUUAUCAUCACUAUGAAUCAGAAAGUGCAGGUGCUGUGAGUGUGGGAAGGUGUGCACAGGAAGCACUGUUCCGGUGAAGAGGGAGCAAGCAAGCCUGUUGCCCAUUCAACGUCCAGUCUCUGGAGCGCGUGGUGUGCAAAACCAGUGACCUUUCCAUGCAAACCGCUAGUCUAGUGACAGCUGUCAGGGCACAAAUACACUCUCUUGUAAUGAAAAACUGUCAGUGCAGCGAAUGAAUGUAAGAGGAAUUGGUUUGGGGAGAGUUGAAAAUCCUCUGGUCAGUUCAUGCUUUAAGAUUUGAGUCUGUGGGAGAGCUGAGGAAGUCCCCCGGAGAGAGCCACCGUCCUCCCCCAUGUCUUUCAGGGACGCAGUAGGGAACACUGUCCUGUUUUUGGACUCACCUGAGAGCCGAGGGCGAGCCGGGGACUGGGGAGGAGGGGAGGGCGGCCAGGUGGUGCGCCCCCGUCUGCGCCCGCCCUGCUUGGCCCGCACUGAGCGAGCGGCGGCACCCCGGAUUCUGGGCUCGUCUCUCUGCCCCCGGGCCGGGCAACUAUUAAUCUUGGUUGACGGUUUCUCACGUCCUAAUUGGGAGGUGGGGGGAGCGGCCCAGUCCGCCCUAAAGGUAGAAGCGGCUAAUGGGCCUCUUCAUCACCGCCAGGAACGGGUCCCCGGCGGAGCGCGAGGGCGCUGCUGCAGUUCUGAUUCCGAUGGCUGGAUCUGGCCUGGACAACGAAGCUCUGACUUCCAAUCUCCGUCACCAUCCACAGCCACCCCGUGCAGUCUCUGGAGCCUAGCGACUACCUUCAUAUCACAAUGUGGAUCAGUAAAGCAAGGUUACAAUGCUCCAGAGGGAGCAUCCUUGACCCAAAGAAGUAUUCCACGGGAGCUGGCUGUAGUGACUCAUGUUGUGCCGGAUCACAAGGCCCUCAGAGACCACCAGGAGACGACUCGAUGCAAGAACAAGAGAGCUUUAUUAUGAGAGUGACUGAACUCCGGGUCCAAGUCUCACUGAUCCAAGCAGUAGAGAAGUGGGACUCCGAAUCCUGAGUAAGCAGGGUUUUUAAAGGGAAAAACCAGCAAGCAGGAGGUUUCCAUGACUGCAACCGGGGGAGGGGGUGUCAUGCCUUGACUUUACAGGAUUGGGUAAAAGCCAUAGGGGCGAGGUGACCUUCUACAUAAUCUUCACAAUUCCCAUUCUUCUAAACUACAUCUGGAACGGUGGGGAGAAUUUUCCCAACCAAUUCUCACUGAUUAUUGCCAGGGAGAUUGUCUCUAUUUUCUAUCAAGUAUUUAUUCUGUGAUAUUUCCUGGAGGCUAUUGCUAGGAAAAUUAACUUUGUUUUCUGCCAAGUGCAUAUUCUGUGAUAUUUCCUGGUACCUGAGUUUAGCUCCAGUCAAGAUGGUUCUUCAUUUCAAAAUGGAGUCACCCAGUUAACUUAAACUGUUAACUCACACUUGGCAGACUCAGCUUGAGCCCAGAAGUUAGAGACCAUCCAUCUUUUAAAAAGCAAGAGUACUGAAAUGUCCCUUAAACAUAUAUAAGGCCAAACAACUUAAAUUACUUUUUGGAUGGGGGGUGGUUUGAGUUUGGGUUUUCCAGACAGGGUUUUCACAUGUAGCUCUGGCUGCCCUGGAACUCACUCUGAACUCACUCACUCUGAAGCCAGACCAGGCUGGCUUCAGAUUCACAGAGAUCUAACUGCCUCUGCCUCCAGAGUGCUGGAAUUAAAGGCAUGGGUCACCACGGCCUGGCUAACUUAAAUUCUUACACAUGAAGCUGUCUGUAACUGUUUGAAAAAUGAAAGUACACAGAUUAGGGACAAAAAAGAGAUGCUUUUUUAAAAUCUCCAUGUCCAUGCAUGUGUGUGUGGAGGCUUGUGGACUAUGCACCUCCUUUGAGACAGAAGCUCCUGUUGGUCUGAAACUCAUCCAUUAAAUUAGGCUGGCUGACCAGUGGGUGCCAGGUAUCCUCUUGUUCUUGACUCUCUGGUGCUGGAACUGCAAGCACCCAAUACCUAGCAUUUUUACACCAGGCAUGUGAAUCAACCUUGGGCACAACUAAGUCAUUCCUCAGCCUCCCAAAUGAGUAUUUUAAAAUUCAUUCUUGCAGGAUGUGGUGAUGCAUGCCUUUAAUCCCAAGCUCAAGAGGCAGAGGCAGGAAGAUCUUUGAGUUUGAGGUUCACCUGGUCUGCAAAGUGAGUUCCAGGGCAGCCUACACAAGAAAACCCUAUUUUAAAAAACAAACAAGAAAAAAAAGACAGAAAGAAGUUAUUAACCCUUGUUAUAUAAUAGUUUCCUCAAAAGACUGAAAUAUUCCAUCCUGGAGGAAGCUCUUUAAGCAGGAAGGUAAACAACUCAAAAUAUCUUCAGGAAGUUCCUGAAACUUAGCAGAUUCUCUUGGCCCCUCUCUGCCAGAGUAAACAAUAAAAGCUGAGUCUCCCUCAGAAAAAGGAAAGCUGAGCUGCAAAGAUUCUUGGAGAAGAAAAGUUGCCUGAAAAAAAAAAGCAGAAACCAUCAGAGUUCCUUAAAAGACAUUUUUAGGAACCUGGAAAGGACACUCACUAACCUGUUUAGCUGCCUGCAGGCUGUGUGGGAUGAUCCAGCCUUGUGAGCUGUCACCCAUACUCAGGUGGGUUUUGGUGAUGCAACUGUCUUUGAGUCAUUUCUACUACUGUAAGUAACCCCUCACCUAUAUUCCUGUAAGUAACCCCAAUAAAACUUAUAGUUUACCAAAUUGUAUUGUAUUUUGUUCUGUCUGGUCUGUUGUGAGGUCUCUGUAUCUGGAGUGAGCGAAGGGACUCUGGCCACCUCAAGCAUGGCGAGCGUGGCUCUGGCAGGCCUUGUGCUGCUCUCUGGUUCUCUCUGCCUUCUAAAAACCAUUAGAUUACAUCCCUGAAGCUCCUCCCCCUGAGGCUGACUACAAGGUCAGCUAUCAAAGUAUUGAAGUCUAGCAAUCAAAAGCCCUC
Molecule: messenger RNA, 3039 nt
Organism: Meriones unguiculatus (Mongolian gerbil)
Lineage: Eukaryota; Metazoa; Chordata; Mammalia; Rodentia; Muridae
Exons: 3
Coding region: 427-1053 (208 amino acids)
Source: RefSeq, a predicted model, not a curated record